Messenger RNA from Schistocerca piceifrons (Central American locust), 777 nucleotides. RefSeq lists its product as uncharacterized. NCBI's taxonomy places the organism in Eukaryota, Metazoa, Arthropoda, Insecta, Orthoptera, Acrididae. The transcript has a single exon. The record is from RefSeq and is a predicted model, not a curated record. The coding region runs from base 1 to 777 and encodes 258 amino acids.
AUGCGACCUACACCAGGCCACAGUAGAGGACUUACCGACGAAGAAAUUUGUGAACUUUUAGAAUGUACUAGUGAUACAGAGUGUUUUAGCGAAAGCAGCAACAGUUCAGAAAGUGACAGUGAUGUACUUGGUGAUACUGUGGGCGAAAGUGAAGACGAAAUGGAAGAUGUACAAUACACUGAAGUACGUGCGCCUGAAACACUACAGCCAUUACCACAUCCAUUUCAAGAGAUGCCAGGACCAAAACAUAUGCCACCAGUAGGAUCUCCUGUGAUAGAAUAUUUCAAUCUAUUCUUUACUACAAUGUUGUUGCAGCUUAUUGUAACUGAUACGAAUUGCUCAGCUAAAGAGUUUAUAACUAAACAUGAUACAUUGUCCAAACCGUAUAAGAAAUGGAAGAAUGUGACAAGUACCGAGGUAAGAGGUUUUAUUGCUUGCUUACUAAAUAUGGGACUCAAUAAAAGGCCUACAAUGCUAUCAUACUGGAUCACAAAACCGUCACAGGCAUUUCCAUUGUUUGGUAAAAUGUUUUCUGCCCACAAAUUUAGGCAUCUGAUGAAAUUCUUUCAUCUUGUGGAUAGUGAGAAAUGUCCAGCACCAGGCCAUCCUCAUUAUGACCCAUGUAUCAGGUACCAGCCAUUGGUACAUCAUGCUAAUAAUAUAUUUAGACAUCAUUACACACCUCAUGAACAACUUAGUAUUGAUGAGAGUCUAGUUGGCACUAAAUGUCACACUUCCCUAUUACAGUAUUUGCGAAACAAACACCACUACCAAUGA